Closterium sp. Naga37s-1 is the source of this 2445-nucleotide messenger RNA. NCBI's taxonomy places the organism in Eukaryota, Viridiplantae, Streptophyta, Zygnematophyceae, Desmidiales, Closteriaceae. The record is from the annotation of a GenBank genome assembly.
AUGGGCAGUGACCCGCGGGUUCUGGCAGGAGGCCAGCGCGGAACGGGUGUAAGGCGUCGCGACGGUGUGGACGGGGUAGAUUCGUCCGAUUCGGCAAGCGAGGCUGACGGCGCGGAAGAAGCAGACGGCGCGGAAGAAGCAGACGGCGCGGAAGAAGCAGACUGCGCAGAAGAAGCAGACGGCGCGGAAGAAGCGGACGGCGCGGAAGGAGCAGACGGCGCGGAAGAAGCAGACGGCGCGGAAGAAGCGGACGGCGCGGAAGGAGCAGACGGCGCGGGAGAAGCAGACAGCGCGGAAGAAGCAGACGGCGCCAUCCCGAUGGCGCGGGAUGGUGAGAGGGAGGAAGUGGCGGAAGAAGGGCGCGACGGAGAGAGCAAGGAUGCGGGAGGAAAUUGCUCGCCGGUAAGGAUGCGCGGAGGCGGCGCGAAGCGUCACGGGAACAUGACGACAGGGCGUUCGCCGGAAGACAUGCGCAGGGGAAGCGUGAGGCGCUGCGGGAGCACGGAUGCAAACGGAUUGGCAGACGAAGGGCGUGAAGAGGGCGCGAGGCACCGCGGGGGCGCGAAUGCAGACGGGUUGGCAGACGAAGGGCGCGGGGGCGCGGAUGCAGAUGGUACGGUGGACGAAAUAGGUGGAAACAGCGUGAGGCACUGCGGAGGCAAGGAUGCAGGUCGCUCGGCAGACGAAAUGCGAGGUGGCAGCGCAAGGCGCCGCGGGAGAGCGGAUGCAGACAGCUCGCCAGAACGGAUGCGCGGGAGUGGCGGGAGGCGCCAAGGGAACAUGGCGGCAGAGCGUUCGCCAGAGGAGGUGCUCGAGGGAGAUGCGAGGCGCCGCGGAACCGCAGUGGCAGGUCGCUCGCCGGACGAUCUUCGGGAGGACAGCAGGAAAAACCAUGCGCCAACGGGACGGUACAGCUCGCCUGAGCUGCGAGGACGUGGGAGGAGACGCGUGGCGAUGGCCGCGCGGCGAUCGCCAGAGGUCGGGCCGAAGGGAGGGGCGUUGGAAAGAACAUUCCCCGGAGAAGAGGGAGAGACCAGGGUGGGGAUCGGAGAGAUAUGGGGAGGCUCAAGAGAGAGGGGGGGGAAGGAGCAUAGGUCCGACGUGGCGGAGAAGGCGGCAGCAGUCAUGGACAUGUGGCUGCGCAGUGGGGGCAGGGACAUACGAAGGGAGCUAGUGAGUAAGGUGGGGGCAUGGGCGUGUAUGUCAGUAACACCAGCAGCAGCGGGAGCAGAGGAGCGGGACGAGCAGGCGGGGGCAGGAGCGUGCGUACCAGUAGCAGCGGGAGCGGAGGAGCGGGAUGAGCAGGUGGGGUCAGAAGCGUACGUAUCAGCAGCAGCGGGAGCGGAGGAGCGGGAUGAGCAGGUGGGGGCAGAAGCGUGCGUACCAGCAGCAGCAGGAGCGAAGGAGCGGGAUGAGCAGGUGGGGGCAGAAGAGUGCGUCCCAGCAGCAGCAGGAGCGAAGGAGCGGGAUGAGCAGGUGGGGGCAGAAGCGUGCGUGCCAGCAGCAGCGGGAGCGGAGGAGCGGGACGAGCAGGUGGGGGCAGAAGCGUGUGCAUUAGCAGCGGCGGAAGCGGGAGGGAAGAACGAGAAGGUGGGGGCAUGGUCGGGUGUACCAGUGGCAGCAGAAGCGGAAGGGAGGGAAGGGAAGGUGGGGGCACAGGCGGGCAUGACAGCAGUAGCGGAAGCGGAAAGCGGGGCAGUGAAGGUGGGGGCACAGGCGUGCAUGACAUCAGUAGCGGAAGUGGAAAGCGGGGUAGUGAAGGUGGGGGCACAGGCGGGCAUGACAGCAGUAGAGGAAGCGGAAAUCGGGGUAGUGAAGGUGGGGGCACAGGCGGGCAUGACAGCAGUAGCAGAAACGGAAAGCGGGGCAGUGAAGGUGGGGGCACAGGCGUGCAUGACAGAAGUAGCAGAAGCGGCAGGGAGGGAAGAGAAGGAGAGAGCGCAGGCGUGCGCAGCAGCAGCAGCGGAAACGGAAGAGGAAAGGAAAGAAGAGAAGUUGGGGGGCACAGGCCAGCAGCAGAAGAGGAAGGGAAGGAGAGAAGUUGGGGCACAGGCGUGUGCAGCGGCAGCAGCAGAAGAGGAAAGGAAGGAAGAGACGUUGGGGACACAGGCGUGUGCAGCAGCAGCAGCAGCAGCAGAAAAGGAAGGGAAAGAAGAGAAUUUGGAGACACAGGCGUGUGGAGCAGCAGCAGAAGAAGAGGAAGGGAAGGAAGAGAAAUUAGGGGCACCUGAGUGUGUAGCAGCAGCAGCGGAGGCGGGAGUGGAGAAUGAGGAGGGAGGAUGGGCAGGGUGGACUGCAAAGGAAGGAUCUAAGUGGACGGUGGGGGGGGGGGGCAAUGAGCGGGCAGGGGAGGGAGGGCAGAGGGAAGAAGGGAGGGAGGAUGAGUGCCGGGAGGAGAGGGCAGGCCAUGGGAGGAAACAGAGGAGGGGGCAGUGGUACGAGUGA